CUUGUUUCACAGUGCACCUUUUAUCACCCAGCAUGAAGAAACCCACUUCUCCUUCUUGACUCUUCUGGAUGGAUGAACUCCAUGAGUGCCUUUUAAGGAGCACAUAAUUCUCCUCCACCUGGAUGUUCUCAUAUGAGCAGAUGAUCAGCACUAAGCGGCCCCCUCCAUUAGCAGCUGUGUGGAGUGGGAGAGAGCCUCCCUCAGUGGCCAUCAUGCCUCUGAGAGCCACUCAGACACAGCAGCGCCUAAAUGGGAGAAGAACCAAGAGGAUGGAAAGGGCCAAUACUGGACAGCGCUCCAAAAAACUGGCCAUCAUUUCCCGAUCUCUUCUUAUCUGCAGCUCCAGGAGCAGUGAUGACGCCUCUAGCCCUGAAGAGAGGUAUGGAUACGAGAACUGGAAAGAAGGGUACCAAGGAGACCCUCUGGAGGCCAAGGCUGGGCAUUUGGAAAUGAAUUUCAGUAGGAGUGUUAGCCUACAGGGACCAAAGUGGAAUGAGGAUCCCAAGAAGAACUUAAGGAGGUCUUUUUCCAUCAAGGAAAGCAGUUUCUGGAGAAUGUGCAUUGCCACUGGGGAGGAAUGGGGGCCGCUUGGACCUCAAGUGGCUGAUAACGACCUCCAGACUGGUGACAAUAUAGCCACUGUGCGAAACGGAGGCCAAUUACACAGGGACACUUACAUCCACUAUGGUGAGAGGCCGGCCCCAUUUAAUGGGCAGGUUUUAAAUGGCCACAUAAAACCCGAGUCAGAGAAACAAUCAACCAUGAGAACUGAUCCCAGAACAGCUACUGCUGAGGCUUUCAGCGCAUGUGAAAACAGUGGGCUACUACUUGAUAGUAAUUCAGCAGACUCUGUGACCUACAGGAAAGAAGCCAUUGGAAACAACUGUAAUCUAAAGAAGCCCAUUAUAGAACUAACAGAGGUCAAUAAAAGCUGUGAGAUGGAAGAUACUGAAGAGACAGCCUGCAAGAGGAAUCGUUCAAACUCUACAAGCGUUCACCCAUACUGGAUUGGAGAUUUGGACACCAUCAUUAUGAAGACACCAGACCUGUUUCCCUGUCAUGCUCACACUGCCACUGGCAUUUACGGAAACAGGAAGUCUCUUUCUCAACAACUUGAGUUUCCUCCCAGUGUUCAACAGGCUAUGCCAAGACCUUCUCGCUCGCUCAGCUCAGCACAUCUGGUUCAUUCCAGCAGCAGUGUCCAGGCUUUCAUCAUCUGUAAUAUAGUCUUAAUGAAGGCACCUGGCAAGGGUCUAGGUUUCAGUAUAGUGGGAGGCAGAGACAGCAUGUAUGGACCAAUGGGAAUCUAUGUAAAGACCAUUUUUCCUGGUGGAGCAGCUGCAGCAGAUGGACGACUGCAGGAAGGAGAUGAGAUUCUGGAACUGAAUGGAGAGUCUCUGCAUGGUCUUACUCAUGAAGAUGCUUUACAUAAGUUUAAACAAGUGAAGAAAGGUCUGCUGACGCUGGUGGUAAGGACCAGGUUGGGCGCUCUAGCUGGCAGUCAGACUCAGGUGGCCCAGCUGUGCCGUUCUAAGUCUCUGAGCUCCACAGCAGGUAUCAGCAGAGCCAGUGAGGAGCUGACUGACUUCCCCAACUUGAGCACUCAUGCCAAGCCCAGAGAUCGCAUCAUCAUGGAAAUUACCCUGCAGAAGGAGGUUGGGGUGGGCCUUGGUAUUGGGUUGUGCUGCGUUCCGUCUGCUGAAGGUGGUCCUGGAAUCUACAUUCACACACUGUCACCAGGUUCAGUGGCACACAUGGAUGGCCGCUUGAGAUGUGGGGAUGAGAUUGUGGAGAUUAAUGACACUGUGGUUUGCAACAUGACACUCAAUGAUGCGUACACAGUUCUGAGUCAGUGCAGCCCAGGACCAAUUCAGCUCAUCAUCAGUCGACACCCUGACCCUAAAGUUUCUGAACAGCAGCUGAAUGAGGCCAUUGCUCAGGCAGUAGAGAACAGCAAACUGAAGAGAGACAAGAGUCACUGGAGUAUGGAGGGUCUGAAGAAGAUGGAGCCAUGUUCGCACAACAGGACAAAGUGUGAGCGCUGUAUGGAGCGAAGCCACAGCCAGAUGAGCUGCAGGCAAGCCCAGAAACCCAUGAUUCGUUCCUGUAGCGAGGGUGCAUACAGCCAUCGCAGUGCCCUAACCAGUACCAACAUGCAGCCCAUUCCUCAACAUCAGAAUGUCACCCGUGUACAUAGCAUGGACACCUCCAUAAUAGCCAACUGUGAAGUCCAGACCAGUGGCAGGCCAUCCCCAAAUUCAUAUUCGAAUGAUGACUACAAUGUACCCUACAACUCUCAAAAGAACUUUGUCAGUCAUGAGAGGUUAGAUUUAGGUUUUGGGAGGACAAGGGGUUUUAAAGGUAGACCUCGUUCUCUACCACGAAGGUACUGUAGACGGCAGGAUGUCACCAGUGAAGAGCCACUGACUGACUUGAGUGGCUCUAAUGGAGGUUCACCAGUGAAAGAGGAAGAUCCAUUGCCUUCUCAAAGCUGCCAAGAAGCCAAUGAGUGUUCAGAAGAAGCUAAAGCAACAUUCUCUGAAACUGUUGCUGCUCAUACAGCCGAAAACACACACAGGGAGGGCAGACAGCACAAAGACUCUCAGUCUCCCAAACACCUGUGCAGUCCAACUAGGAGAACCAGUCUGAGACAUCAGGACUGCGUGCAGUUGAACCCUGAUCAGGAACUUGACCCUUGGGUGAGACUAACAUACAGUCUUGAGAAGCGCCUAAACCAUCGAAAAAUCAUGAGCGAUCAUAAUGGGAAUAAUGAGAUCAAUGGCACAGUCUCAGAAACCACAGACCCCAUCUCUAGCUCAAAGCCAGAGGAAACUGCUAGUGUUAAAAAGGGACCUCCAGUGGCUCCAAAACCUGCUUGGGUACGCCAAAGUCUUAGAAGCAUCAAGUUUGGGAAAUCGCCAGCUGAGGCCUUUAAAAAUCCAGAGAUUCGAAGCCAAGAUACUGGAAGGACCUUUGGAGUUAGUCUGAGGGCCACUUCCUCAGGAGCAAAUCUAUCUUUCAAACAAAAGCUCAGCUCAUUUGAGACCUUUUCUAACACUGAUGGAGCAGAGAGGACAAGCAGAAGAGUGGCUCCAUCUUCAUCACUUCCUCCAAUGGAAAAAAGUCCAGCUAGGUUUGAGAAAGCACAGCCUGUAGAGACCAGCAACACAUGGAAAACUAGAACCACUGUGAUUAACACACAGGACAGUGACCAACCUUCUUCGGUGGUAAAUUCAGUCACUAACACUGAAUCAUUUUCUGAAGAACCACAAGUGAGCUUUAAAAAAACAGAGUUCCAAAAUGAGAUCCCAAAACCAGAUGAUACAACUGCAGCCACAAAGCCAACUGAGGAUUCUGCAAGCCCUUCAGUAGAGAACCCUUCUUUGGAGGAUGAGAAGGAGACAAGUCUUGGUCAGAACGAUGAGGAGGAAACAAGUCCUAUGCAAAAAGAUGAGGAGGAAACAAGGCCUACUCAAAAAGAUGAGGAGGAAACAAGUCCUACUCAAAAAGAUGAGGAGGAAACAAGGCCUACUCAAAAAGAUGAGGAGGAAACAAGUCCUACUCAAAAAGAUGAGGAGGAAACAAGUCCUACUCAAAAAGAUGAGGAGGAAACAAGGCCUACUCAAAAAGAUGAGGAGGAAACAAGGCCUACUCAAAAAGAUGAGGAGGAAACAAGUCCUGCCCAGGAAGACUCACCCUCUCUUGAUCACUGCCCUAGAAGGUCCAGCAGUUCUAAAGAUCCUCCUUCACAAAAGAUAUCUUCAUUGGAGGGCCACAGCAGUCAUAAUGCAAGCUUAAGAACCAGGAGUCUACCCCUGAAUACUUCCUCUUUUUCGGAUGCCCACAGCCAAGGUGGUCUGGAAGGGGAAGCCCUUGAGAUCAUCCUGUCAUUCAGCAACCAGGUGUCCCAUGCCCUGAUGCGUUCCAUGCAAUCCCUUCCUCAGUCCCCAUGCCUCAAGUUUGGUAACCCAUGGAGUGCACCAUCUGGAGCCCCUCACCAUAACCCCAUAGAGGAGGACAUUUCUUCAUCUGAGACAUUACUUUCACCAGCACCAGACAGCACUGAAAAGGGCUUCUCUGUGAGCCUGGCUGAGCUGAGAGAGUGCACUAUUGAGAGAGGAGAAGAGAGUGAGAAGGCUGACUCCACAUCUGAACGACUUCUCACCACACCUUCUGCAGUGUGUGCCCAGACUGUGAUCUCAGCACUUCCACCUCAGGAGAUCCAGCGACUGAUCCAGGAGGUCAAGGAUCUUGAUGAGGACACCUUAAAGCAACUGGAAGAGAUCCAUGUCGUGAUUCUGCACAAGGAGGAGGGAGCUGGCUUAGGUUUCACUAUUGCUGGUGGUAUUGAUCAGAACAAAGCAACUACAGUUCACAAAAUCUUUCCCCAAGGCUUAGCUGCUCUGGAAGGCACCAUUGAGAAAGGAGAUGAGGUGCUGUCCAUCAAUGGACAGACACUGAAGAACGUGAAGCACAGUGAUGCUACAGCAGCACUCCGGCAGGCACGGGAACUGAAGCAGGCAGUGGUGGUUGUGUGCAAGAAUAAAGAGGCAGAGAGUAGCAUAGAUGCUAGCACUACUGAGGCCAGCAGCAGUAUUGGCACAGAACAGAGCUUCACAGGAGAUGAGAGUGGAGACGUCCUGACUCUAGAGUUGGAGAAAAACACAGGUGGAGUGGGUUUUGGGCUGGAGGGAGGAAAAGGCUCUAUUCAUGGAGACAAGCCUUUGGUCAUCAACAGAAUCUACACAGGCAGUACAGCGGAGCAGAACGGUCUUCAGGUUGGUGAUGAGCUGCUGCAGGUCCAGGGCGCCACAGUGCAAGGCAUUUCACGUCUUGAGGCUUUGACUGUCCUAAAAGGUCUUGCUGAUGGGUCAUUCACAGCAAUUGUGAGGAGAAAGAAAGCAGAACAGAGCUAAAUUCAGAAAUUACACCCAGAUAGCUUGAAAAGUGUGAAAGGACUUAAUUUUAGGAAACAUAGUUUUCAGUGGCAAAUCCCACCUGUACUGGUCAUCUCAUGCAAUUUUAAAUGUCAGGAUUAUAUUGAUGUAGAUAUGGAUUAUUAUUAUUAUUGAAAAUAUCUUGAAUAUACUGGAAAAAUAUAUCUAGUAAUUCCUAUUAUAGUUAGAUUACAGUAAAACUAUUACAAGUUUAUUAAAUCUAUUUCUAGACAUAUUUGAAGCCAUGGAGGAAGCCAUGGCCUAAUGAUUAGAGAAGCAGCUUUGGGACCAAAAGGUUGGUGGUUUGAUUCCCUGGACCAGCAGGAAUGGCUGAAGUGCCCUUAAGCAAGGCAUUUAACCCCCCCAACUGCUCCCCAGGCUGCUCUGGGUAUGUUGUACGUUGCUCUGAAUAAGAGCAUCUGCUAAAUAUCUGAAAUGUAAUUUGUCAAAUUACUUCAGGCUUGUUUUAUUGGCAGAUAGUUAACUAAUUUGAAGCACUUAUUACAAGAAAGAAGCAAAAUUAUCUGUCAAUAGAAUAAAAAAAAUUAUACUUUGAAAGAGUAAAAAUGUCUACAAAUAGGAUUAUUAAUGUUAGAUUUGUUUUACUGUAAUCUUAUAAAAGGAAAUUUGAGAUAAAUUUUAUUAUAUUCAGAAUAUUGUCACUUGCUAAGAUGCAAAGUUUUGCAGAGCUCUGAUGCAUUACAUAAGAAUGUGUGUGGUUAGUGACUGCUGAAGACUGUGCCUUGAAGGAAACAGCAUACAGAUUUGUGAUUUUGAUGCACCAACCAUGCUUUGCAUAAAACAGUGGAAACAUGGAACAAUACAGGAUGUUUGUGGUCAAGUGUAGAGCUAAUUUUCAUAUUCAGCACACCAGACUGUUAGAUUUCAGUCUGACUGAAGUGUGAAAGCAUGUGAUUCAUGGAAACCUUAUCAGUAUUACUCUGUGUCCAAGUAUGGCCCAUUUUGAUCUUAAAUAUUAGCUAUUUAGCACAAUUAUCUAUGCAUCUUUGAACAGCCCAUCUGCCCAAGGGUCCAAUUCACAUUUACAAAUUACAUUGUGACACUAAACUCCAACUAUACUACUCCACUUAUUAUAUAUGCUGUAAUUAUCGAUACGGAUGUUGAUUAACCGCGAAUGAAGCAUUUCAUACUCAAAUUUGCACGCAGUCUGACUGGAUACAAGUUCGAUUAUACAUAUUAUCCAGAGAUAAUAUUGAUGAAUAAGGAAAGUGUUGGCAUUUGGGUAUGCACGUUUUAUAAUCAGAUUUGACUCAGUGCAACUUUGAUAAAUUGUGUUUUCUCAUAUAUAUAUAUAUAUAUAUAUAUAUAUAUAUAUAUAUGUAUUUCUACCAAUUUUGUUGUGUUAGGCUACAUCCACUGCUUUUCAUCAGGCACUCAGCUCUUGUCACUAAGAACAUUAAGAACACUGGGCUGAUGGACAAUGGCUACUAGCCAAUAAUAGACAAUCUGUUAUGAGUUUCAAACAUGCCUACAAUAAGCCAGCAAAGCCUAUCAAUGCAUUUUUCUAAUGGAUACCAGUAUAUCCAUGUGAAAGAAGCCCACUGAACGACAGGGGAAAGAAAAGAGGAAUAUUAUAGGAAAUAAUAAUUUAUGUGCAUCUUCCAGGCUUUUGGAAAUGCCAUGCGAUUUAUCCUUUUUUUGUAUCAAUAACACCUAAUCCUAGAAUAAGAAAAUGAUCUAUAAAGAAAUGAUACACAAUGAGAUUAAUACAUGUCCAAUCAUGGCCAAUUUUUAUAUUUAGAUAUCGGAUAUUUGUCUAUUCAAAUGAUUCACAAGCUCGUACUGGUGUUAUUUUUCUUUAAAGAAUUGUAAAUAAAGAUCAAGAAGUUUAGCUGUGUAAAAA
This is a messenger RNA of Neoarius graeffei (lesser salmon catfish), 6801 nucleotides long. RefSeq names its product interleukin 16 (gene il16). The transcript is spliced from 22 exons. Lineage: Eukaryota; Metazoa; Chordata; Actinopteri; Siluriformes; Ariidae. Gene Ontology annotation, biological process: leukocyte chemotaxis; induction of positive chemotaxis. Gene Ontology annotation, molecular function: cytokine activity; CD4 receptor binding. Bases 123 to 4916 code for a protein of 1597 amino acids. The record is from RefSeq and is a predicted model, not a curated record.